AUGGUGGUGGUUUCCCUGCAGUGCGCGAUUGUCGGUCAGGCAGGAAGCUCGUUCGAUGUGGAGAUUGACGAUGGCGCGAAGGUGAGCAAGUUGAAGGAUGCGAUCAAGGCGAAGAAUGCAACGACUAUCACGGGCGACGCCAAGGACCUUCAGCUCUUCCUGGCGAAGCAGCCCGUCGAAGAUGAGAGCGGCAAAGAGGUCGUCCCUGUUUACCGCCCUUCUGCGGAGGAGAUGAAGGAGGAAAGUUUUCAGUGGCUCCCAGACGAACAUCGGGCUGCUCUGAAGCUGCUGGAAGGAGAAUCUGAUGACUACAUAUAUGCGCUGACGGCCGGAGAACCGAUUCUGGGCUCAAAGACCGUAACAACGUGGUUUUACACGAAGAACAACAUGGAGCUUCCAUCCAGUGAGCAAAUUCACGUGCUGGUGGUGGUUCCGAAAGGUAAAACGACGCUCUGCAGCCAUGGCAAUCGGCGUGCACCCUCUUUGCCAGCAACUAACAAUACACCGGCACCCGAACGUCUCAAACGAUGGGCUGCGAUCAUGCAGGGUUCUGGAAAACCCCAAAACCUUGAAAUAUCAGGGGUAUUUAUUAAAUAG
Molecule: messenger RNA, 597 nt
Organism: Phytophthora infestans T30-4
Lineage: Eukaryota; Oomycota; Peronosporomycetes; Peronosporales; Peronosporaceae
Product: Crinkler (CRN) family protein
Exons: 1
Coding region: 1-597 (198 amino acids)
Source: RefSeq, a predicted model, not a curated record